UGCAUUUUACAGAGUGAAUAACUUUAACUGCUUCACCUGUACAGUGUAUCGUCUUGAGAAUAAACUUAGACAACAACACUAACAGUUGAUAUCCACCCCUUUAGUAAUGUAUUAAUAUUAUAAAAGAAAAUGACCAGGUUGGUGUUGAUGGCGACUGGUGGAAGCUGUAGCUGAGUUACGCCAGACCAGACUAGACCACCACACACCUUUCCCUCACACUCCAGUUUUUGGCCAUACUAUGGAGUCAGACACUCCCAACCUGCCAAUUUUCGGCAAGACACAGUUCACUGGAGAUGAGCAAGCAGCCAUCCAAAAUGUCUUGCGGCAGAAGCUUGGACCAUCCUUCAUCAGUCAGCGACCUGGAGCAGGAGCCCAACGCAUAGCAUAUAUUGAAGGCUGGCGACUCGUGAGCCUCGCAAAUGAAAUUUUUGGUUUCAAUGGCUGGAGCCAUUCAGUUACAAACCAGACUAUUGAUUUUGUCGACCACUACAAUGGCAGAUACUAUGUAGGAGUUAGUGCAAGAGUUCGGGUGCAGCUGAAAGAUGGAGCUUUUCAUGAGGACAUUGGCUAUGGUGUUUGUGAGGGAAUGAAGAGUAAAGCACUGUCACUAGAAAAGGCUCGUAAGGAAGCAGUGACUGAUGGUUUAAAGAGGGCUCUGAAAAGCUUUGGAAAUGCCCUUGGGAACUGCCUCAGUAACAAGGAUUAUCUACGCUUUAUUGGCAAAGCUCCAGCUGCCCCUGUACCAGGUAUUAAUUCCAAAGAUCUGCUGCACCAAGAUGUUCACACAGGUCUUGCACAGACACGUAAACGAGUCUUGGACGAGAGUCGUGGAAAGAGACAGAACUGUCAGGUUAGUGGUUCAAGAGCAACAAAAGAGCACAUUCCCAGCAUGUCAGACACUACUCCAGGUGAAGUCAGUAAUAUCUCAUCCCAUACAGGACUAUCAAACAGUGAACUUAAUAAUGCAGAAGUAUCACUUAAUGAUGUCAAGGCAUCUUCACAAAUGAGAAACGGUAAUAAAGUACCAAAACUUAUUGUGAAACUUGAAAGAAUGGAAAAGUCAAUCAGUACAGAGAAGCAAUAUUUAAUACAUAACCAAAGUUUACCUCUAAAAAAAAAUUCUGGUUCCCCUUCAGUAUUAAAUAACAGUCUUCCGCUAACUAAAAAAAAUGAACCCCCAGUAGAGAAUCUAAGUCUUCAUAAACGUAAAACUUCAAGUUUAUCUGUACAAGCAGAGUGUUCAUUGAUCAAGAAUAAAUCUUGUGAUAUCAGUAAAAUUUCAUCUCCCUCAGUACUAAAUAAAAGCACACCCUUAAAUGAACCAACUGUGGAUGAAGUAAAAUCUUCAGUAAAGGACACUUCACAAGGUACAGUAGCUGGUGACCCUGCUGAGGCAUCACUGAAACUCACCAUUCAGCAGGUAACAGACUGUACCAAUAAUUAUCUCAAGAAUAUGACAGGACUUAAAGAAAUAACAAAGGAAAGAGAAAAUUCACCUAACUCAUUUAUUGGUUUUACCAAAGAUAUGAUUGUACACUCUCCAAUAUCAAAGUCCAACAGUAACGAAGUGGAUGAAUAUAAGAGUGAAAGAAAGAGGAGACAGAGAGAAAAACAACAAGCGUUUAAGAUGAAAAUGAAAGAUAGACAUCCUUCUGUCAAUCCAUCUCAUGGGACGACACCGAACAAGCCUGACACGGCAUCAGAAGCAAGUUUAUUUGACAACGGGGACGACGUAGUUGGAGAAGAUGAUCCAGCAUUUUGGGCUCAGCUAAUGACACAACAACUCAUGGAAGCCAGACAAGAAGAAAAACAGACAGAGUCAUUCGCUUACUCUUUAGGUCUUGCUCCCUCGCGUACCAAAGAAAAAUAUGAAAAUCAACACUCCAACAUUGGUUUUGUGGGAAGAGCUUCCACCUCUGCUGCUCAUGGUCUUAUUGCAGGUCUUAACGACAGAAAUUUAGUAAAAAGUGGCGAUAGCAGUUCAGUUAAUCAACAAAAUGGCAAUUUUGUUGCUAAAAAUGUAUUUACAUCAUCAUUUAAAAGUACUAACUCUAGUGUAAGACCUGGUGACACCACUUUACCUGUUGCAGACAGUUUUGGGAACAAGAGUGAUGUAACUGGAAAAUCAAUAAUGAAUGAAAAUGUUCAAAUUAAAAUGGAAAAGCAACAUUACGUUGAAAAACUAGCUCAAGGCAGUUACAAUUCCUUGUACAGCGAUGGAGAAGAUUCAUCCGUCUGGCGUUCACCUCGCACCAACAAGGGAAAUACACACAAAUAUGAGGACUUUAAAUUACCAUUGACUAGAAACAAUGGACAUAAUGAUGGAAGAUCAAGUCCAGUUUUCUCAAAGAAACGGAAAACAGAGGGAAGUGUGUGAAAUAUUGUAUUGGAUCUGUUUUUAGUACCGCUUACCAUAUAUGGAAGAGAAAUCAUUCUUACAUAGAUAGUCUAGUUUCAUUUAAGAUGGAAAAACAUUUUUAAUUGCUCUGUUUAACGAGCUGUUUACAGUACACAAGUAUUUUUAUGCAUUAAAUCAUGAUCAUUUAGCAACACAAUUUUUAAAAUGUGUGAAAACUUAUCAGGUUUGUAAUUAGCAUUUGAGGUGACCAUAAGGGUUAUGUAACCAUAUUACUGCAUAUUCACUAACCAUAUUAAGUUUACAUUUUAAGUACAGGACAGUAUUGUAUCCAUUUUGUGAAUCAUAUACAUCUUUUAUUUAUAAAAUUUGUAAUUAAGGUAGAAAUCUAGUAUACAACUGAUUUUUUUCAGUUGAACCUAUGAAAUUACUUACUUUCAAAGUUGAGCUUUUAUCACCCAAGUAAAGUACAGUAAGUGAAUCAAAGUACAGUAAAUAGUAAGGUGUGAGAUGCUUGUUAGUUAAUUUUUAGUUUUCAGGAAAGUGUAGUUGGCACAGUUAUUGUAAUACAAACAUUUUGUAAUGACUUAGAAAAAUGUACCUGAGACCAUCUCACCUCUUGUCUAGUCAUAAGGAUGUUAAAAAAUUUGUUUUAGACAACUCCACAAGGAAGGCUUUCAUAGUGUUUUUAAUUAGCAAAAAUUUUUUUUUCAUUGUGCUCAUGUAAUUGUGAAUUAAAGUGAUUUUAAUAA
This is a messenger RNA of Homarus americanus (American lobster), 3108 nucleotides long. RefSeq lists its product as uncharacterized. Gene Ontology annotation, biological process: DNA recombinase assembly; mitotic recombination; double-strand break repair via homologous recombination. Bases 239 to 2377 code for a protein of 712 amino acids. Gene Ontology annotation, cellular component: nucleus. The transcript is spliced from 6 exons. The record is from RefSeq and is a predicted model, not a curated record. NCBI's taxonomy places the organism in Eukaryota, Metazoa, Arthropoda, Malacostraca, Decapoda, Nephropidae.